Neurospora hispaniola is the source of this 2208-nucleotide messenger RNA. RefSeq lists its product as uncharacterized. The transcript has 3 exons. Gene Ontology annotation, biological process: regulation of transcription by RNA polymerase II. NCBI's taxonomy places the organism in Eukaryota, Fungi, Ascomycota, Sordariomycetes, Sordariales, Sordariaceae. The record is from RefSeq and is a predicted model, not a curated record. The coding region runs from base 1 to 2208 and encodes 735 amino acids. Gene Ontology annotation, cellular component: nucleus.
AUGUCGAACCCUCGCAGGAGACCAGCGGGUGGACUGACCCUCAAGACGAACAUGCUCCUACAAAAGGGAGCUACCUUCCACUCUCCCACUACUCCAGCCUCGGGGGAUUCUUCUGAGCGCGUCUUCGUCCCGCCGUCGCUCCCUCGCCGCUCCCACACCAACUUGGACGAUGUUAUCGACUCCCGCUGUCGCCGCGUUGCCUUAGCUUUGGAUGCGAUCGAGAGGCAAUUGGCCUCCUCAAAUGACACCUUUGCCUCGGCUAGUCGCAGUGACAAGUGUAUUCCCCCGCCUCGUGGGCUGCUUGAAAGAAACUUGGAUUCGCCUAUCAUGCCCAAGGAGGUUGAGCCUGAGCGCCGGAUGCUCCGUCCACGGACACGCCGUUCUUCUCGGCACCACGAUUCAGACAGCGGUCUAGGAAGCUCGAUUGCUUCUACUUCCGAGAAGGAUGCCUCUUCCAAGGCCAAGACGACGAGGACUUCGGCUGUCGCCAGAUCCGCCACCGCCCGCGCAGCAUCAACACCUGAUCUUCUGGGCCUUGGUGACCGUGCUACCAACCGCAUCGUUGAAUACAUUUUGAAGCCUCUGCUUGCAAAGCCGACUUUGAAAGAGUUUCACUCGCUUGUGCUUGAGUGUCCCAAAAAGAUCCAGAACAAGGAGAUCAUGUGCCUAAGAGAUCUUGAGAAGACUUUGAUCCUCAUGGCUCCGGAGAGGACCAAAGCUGCAGGCUCAUACCUCGAUUUCUGUCUGACGACAAUCGACUGCCUCCAGGCAACUGUCCAGCACCUUGGCGACCGCGAGCUGACUCGCCCUCGCGACCUCCCUUACACCAACGGUUAUUUUGUUGAUCUCGUUGAUCAGUUCUACAACUAUGCUCGGCAGAUCGCGGAAAGCAACAAGACCAAGGAAGGCGCCAAUGACAUGGAUAUUGAUCCCACUGAUCAAAUCAAGAUACACGGUGGCCCUCACAUCAACGGCAGGCUUUCGGAACUGGUCCGCGUGAAGAAGGACGGACAGGCCAUCUCCUUGGCUACUGGAUUGCCUGUGGACCUUUGUGAUAAGGCGCCAGAAACCCCGGUAAACUUCAAGCGCUCCCAAAGCGAGGAGGCCCUGGAUGAAGAGGAGGUUAUGCGCUCCAUGGCUCGCCGAAAGAAGAACGCCAGCCCUGAGGAGCUGGCGCCGAAGAGAUGCCGCGAGCCUGGUUGCAACAAGGAGUUCAAGCGCCCUUGUGACCUGACCAAGCACGAGAAGACACAUUCUAGACCAUGGAAGUGCCCGGUCAAGACAUGCAAGUACCACGAGUACGGCUGGCCCACCGAGAAGGAAAUGGAUCGUCAUCACAACGACAAGCACUCCUCAGCCCCACCUAUGUACGAGUGCCUCUUCAAGCCUUGCCCCUACAAGUCCAAGCGCGAGUCCAACUGCAAGCAGCAUAUGGAAAAGGCCCAUGGCUGGACGUACGUUAGGACCAAAACCAAUGGCAAGAAGCCUAGUACGCUUCCCAGCUUGGGGCCCGAUUCCGGCCACCCCACUCCCCAGCUGCAGAACAUUGGUACCCCUUCGAGCGACCGCAGUAUGAGCAUCGCCACUCCCUCCGAUGAUUGGAACGCUGGGCUGUACCAGACCAACAUUGAGUUCCCUGCAUAUGCUCCCGAGUUCAACUUCAACACCAUCCCACAGCAGCUUGAGCUUGACUAUUCACCCAUUGACAACGGCACCCCGUCACCGGAUUCUGGCAUGGACCACAAUUCUGCGUAUCAAGAUCUCAACGAAUUCACGCUCAUUGAUGACAUCUACGGUGCGACUAUGCAACUGCCCAACCAAGUCAUUUCUCCCUUCUACCUCAAAGACAUGGGACAGCAUCUCGGCGCGUACACCGCGCCCGACCUUUGCCAGCCACAUCCCGCCCAUAUUUCCCCCAUUGGGCAAGGAAACACGAUGCUUUUCACACCCCCUACUUCAUUGGGGGAAGUUGAUGAGGGCUUUGAGGAUCACGAUUUUGCCAUGAGUAAUUGCAAUAAUGUCCCUGGAGACUUCAUUUUGUAUCCUCCAACCACUGACGCCUACUCAAAACCCACAUUCACUGAAUCACUUUUCACGAACGUGGACAUUCCGAGCAUGGCUGCCGGCUAUUCCCAGCCAUCAUCUCAGGACAUCCUGCACGCCUACCAAAGUGAUUGGACUUCGCAUGAUAUGAAUGCUUACUUCUAA